AUGGCAGCAGAUUCUCGGGAUCAAGCUUCACAGGCAGAAGCUCCUACAAAAGCGGAGCCAACUACGGCAGACGGAAAGACGAAAUAUGAAAUAUCCAAGUCGCAAGUGGGCAAGCUAUGGGAGGAGCUGGGAAAUCCUAAAGAACCGGUCAAUUUAAUGCCUGGUGGCACCUAUAACUCUGCGGGCGGUAAACCAAAGGAAGUCACGGUUAUGGAUUCGCUAAGAUCGCUAUCCCUCGAGAAGUUUGCAUCGGUAUACAAAGCACCUUGCGCGCGAGAUUCUCUUCUGUUGGGAAUAGGCACAGGGUUCAGUGUUGGCGGUUUGAGGGCUAUACUUGGAGGUCUCAAGUCGUUAUGGAGUGCUAGUAACUGGGCUGUUGGCUCUUUUGCAAUUGUGUCGCUGGCUGCACAUGAAUACUGCCAGAGGCAGAGAGCCAUUGAGCGCGAAGGAAUGAAAGAAGCAGCAGAGCUCAUGAGGGAGCUUAAACUCAAGAAGCAAAAGGAGAGAGAAGCUGCCAGGAAGUUACAUGAGGAAGAAGAGGCUCAGAAAGCAGAAGAGACACGCCGGAAGAGCUGGACGAACCUAUCCAAUUGUAAAUUCUGGUAG
Trichophyton rubrum CBS 118892 is the source of this 606-nucleotide messenger RNA. RefSeq lists its product as uncharacterized. Gene Ontology annotation, biological process: mitochondrial respiratory chain complex IV assembly. Gene Ontology annotation, cellular component: mitochondrion; mitochondrial inner membrane. The record is from RefSeq and is a predicted model, not a curated record. The transcript is spliced from 2 exons. The coding region runs from base 1 to 606 and encodes 201 amino acids. NCBI's taxonomy places the organism in Eukaryota, Fungi, Ascomycota, Eurotiomycetes, Onygenales, Arthrodermataceae.